Molecule: messenger RNA, 7862 nt
Organism: [Candida] anglica
Lineage: Eukaryota; Fungi; Ascomycota; Pichiomycetes; Serinales; Debaryomycetaceae
Source: the annotation of a GenBank genome assembly
UUUCAGACUAUAACUUAUCCGUUACUCUAGGAUUAUAGUCUAGACUAGUGACGCUACAACCUUACACACACCAUGUCAGUGGUGACACAAGUACAGAUUGUGGAUGGAAUGGCACUUCCUCAAAUUCUUGGAGGAUUACGUUCCACCAAAGAGGAGGAAAGAAAUAGAUAUGCACUUGAAUUGAGAACUUAUUUAGCAUCUAUUGCAAGAGAUCUUUCAUCGGAGCAAUUCAAUCGCUACAAUAAUGAUAUCAACAAAAAGAUUUUUGAACUCUUACAUAGUUCCGAACUGGCAGAAAAAUUAGGAGGAAUUGCGGCCUUAAAUUCUCUUAUUGAUUUUGAUUCUGGUGUUGGUGAAGAAAAUGCCACCAAAACUGCUAGAUUCUCUAAUUAUUUGGGCUCACUCAUUUUGUCAAAUGAUCUUACCAUCAUGAAACAGGCCACCAAAACAUUGGGGAAGUUGGCAACUCCUGGAGGAACCUUGACGGUUGACUUUGUAGACUUUGAGGCUAAAAGAGCCAUUGAAUGGCUCCAAAGUGACACCAAACAACAUGAAAAUAGAAGACAUGCUGCCAUUUUGAUUAUUACUGCAUUGGCCGAUAACGCUCCUACGUUAUUGUACCCUUUUAUAAAUCAAAUUCUCGAACAUUUAUGGAUUCCAUUGAGAGACCAUAAAUUGAUUAUUCGAGUUGAUGCCGCAGUAGCUCUUCAACGAUGCAUUGCCAUUAUAUACGACAGAGAUAUCGAUUCAAGGAGGUUCUGGAUCAAGAACUUGAUUGAUCUGGCCAGUAAGGUAUUGAAUGAACGUCAACUUUCUGCCAUUGGUUCUGGUAGCCAUGAUAAUGGAGCACUGUCAUAUGAUGACAUGAAUGAAACACCAUUAGGAGUUGCAGCAAAUACAGCAUACAAUUUGAUAACUGCAACCACAUCAGGACUUCAAUCAAACGAGGCUAUUCAUGGUGCUCUUUUGGUGUAUCGUGAACUUGUAAAGUAUCAUGAAGACACUUAUAUUCAAACCAAAUUUGAAUUGAUCUUUGAAAGUACCAUAUUAUACAAGAAUAACAAAAUUCCAACCAUUAGACAAGAACUAACAAAUAUAUUCCCAUUACUUUGCAGAGUGAAUGCUGCACAUUAUGUGGAAAACUACCUUCAUCGUACACUUUUGUAUUAUUUAUCACAAUUGAAGAAGUAUAAAAAUCAUCAUAAUGAAAUUGCAAAUGCUGAUAAGAGUGCUAUUUUCCGCAGUAUAGGGUUAAUUUCACUUGAAGUCGGCAAUCAAAUUGCCACGUAUCUCGAUGCGAUCUUGGACAAUAUCAGAGAAGGAUUGUCAUAUCCUGCAAACUCCAGUGUCCAACUGAUCAUUGUAAAUGCUGUUACAGGAGGUAAUGCAGGGGGAGUUGGUAAUAAUGGUGGAAAUGGUAAUGGAAAUGGAGAAAAUGGACUGCUUGGACCAAAUGGAGGAGGAAAUUCAAAUGGUGGAAUGAAUGGAGGAGUUAAUGGGAAUGGAGGUGCUAAUUCUAAUGGAAAUCAUAUUGGUACCAAUGGAGGAGGAUCUUCUGCUCUUUCUUCAAUCUCCACCAGUGUUUCUGGGUCUGCUAAAUAUAGAACCAGUAGAAAAGAUACAGAACCGGCCAUAUUUGACUGUAUUGGAAAACUUUCCAUUGCAGUUGGGCCAGCUCUAACCAAACAUCUUCAACGUGAUAUUCUCGAUAUGAUGUUUUCCAAUUGUUCUUUAUCCAAGCAUAUGCAAGAUGUUCUUCAAACCCUUAUUAUCAAUAUUCCAACCCUCAUUCCAUUGAUCAACAUAAAAUUGUUAAACUUGUUAAGUUUGGUGCUCUCUGGUAAAGUAUUUCAACCUCCUGGAUCUCCUUAUGGAAGUAUACGUAUGAAUGAAUCUCUUGCUAGAGAUUAUAGACUUAUAAUGAUUUCACGCGAUACAGGACUUAGCAUAAAUAGCAUUAUGAACAAUCAUGACGGAUAUGAUAGUUAUGAUAGUGGGAUUUUAAUCCAAGCACUUGAGAUGCUUGCUUAUUUCAAGUUUGAAAACUAUCAGUUGAACGAAUUUGUCCGUCAUUGUACCAUUUCUUACAUGGAGCAUAGUAACAAGCAAGUCAGACAGGUUGCCGCUGUAACAUCAUGUGAGAUCUUCAUUAGAGAUCCAAUUUGUCAACAAACUAGUGUAAAUGCAUUGAAUGCAGUGAAUGAAGUUUUAGAUAAAUUACUCUCACUUGCGAUCACCGAUCCAAUCCCAGAAAUUAGAUUAGAAGUCCUUUCAUGUUUGGGUCUGGCUGGCAGCUUCGAUCCCCAACUCUCUCAAGCUACAAAUGUUCGCCUACUUUUCAUUGCACUCAAUGAUGAAAUAUUUGGAAUCAGAAAGACAGCAAUCAAAAUUUUAGGAAGAUUGUCUUCAAUUAACCCUGCUUACAUAGUACCAUCGUUGAGAAAGACAUUGAUUCAACUUCUUUCACGAUUAGAUUAUUCUACUGCUAGUAGAAAGAAGGAAGAGAGCGCAAUUUUACUAUCUUUAUUGAUUGCGAAUUCGAAAGAUCUUACGAGACCAUAUGUGAAACCGAUCGUGGAAGCACUUUUACCAAAGGCUAAGGACUUGAGUCUGUCUGUAGCCCUGAGUGCGAUCAACUGUCUUGGAGAACUUUCAGUAGUUGGAGGUGAAGAUUUAAAACCAUUUAUUCCUGAAUUAAUGCCUUUAAUUCUCGAUACUUUCCAAGAUCAAAGUUCGUCAUACAAAAGAGAUGCAGCUUUGAAAACACUUGGUCAAUUGGCUAGUUCUUCUGGCUACGUGAUUCAACCAUUGCUUGACUACCCACAACUUUUAGGAAUGUUAGUGGGUAUUCUUAAACUGGAAACUUCACCACAUAUUAGAAGAGAGACAGUCAGACUUUUAGGUAUUCUUGGUGCAUUAGACCCUUACAAACAUCGUGAGGUUGAACAAAAUUCCAAGAGUAUUCCCGUUGAGCAGAACGCUCCACCUAUUGAUGUUGCAUUGUUGAUGCAAGGUUUAUCACCUUCAAAUGAUGAAUACUAUUCCACUGUGGCGAUUAGUAAUCUUAUGCGUAUUCUUAAAGAUCCUUCACUUAGUAAUCAUCAUAAUAAGGUGAUUCAAGCAAUCAUGUACAUCUUCCAAACUUUGGGAUUACGAUGUGUUUCAUUUCUUCCUCAAAUCAUACCCGGUAUCAUUAAUGUCAUGCAUACCUGUCAACCUUCAAUGCUUAAGUUUUAUUUCCAACAAUUGGGGGCUUUAAUAUUGAUUGUUAAACAGCAUGUUAGACCAUUCCUCACCGAAAUAUUUGACGUGAUCAAGGAAUUUUUUGAUAUCAAUUCACAAUUAAACAUCCAAGUUAUUAUUAUAACAUUGAUUGAAUCUAUUCUGAAAGCACUUGAAGGUGAGUUCAAGAUGUACUUACCAGAAAUCUUGACUGUCCUCCUUAAUGUUUUUGAAGAGGAUAAAUCGGUGAAAAGAGAACCAUCAAUAUACGUACUUCGCAGUUUUGUUGUCUUUGGAAGUAACAUCGAAGAAUAUGUACACAUUAUAGUUCCUGCUAUAGUUCGUAUGUUUGAAGUUGGUCCAUUACACUUGCGUAAGGCAGCUAUCGAAACAAUUGGUAGACUUUCAAAAAAUGUGAUCUUAAAUGAUAUGGUCUCUAGAGUAGUCCACCCAAUUUUGCGUGUCUUGAGCCAGAACAACAUCAAUGAUGAGUUAAAAAAUGCUUGCAUGAAUACCUUGAGUGCUCUUUUGACAGUUUUAGGUGACGAAUUUGGUGUAUUUAUUCCGGUCGUGAAGAAGGUGUUGCUCAGACAAAAAAUACAUUCUGUACAGUACGAGCUGUUAGUAGGAAAACUAUUAAGCGGAGACCCACUCCCACCUAGCUCUUCAUUAAACUAUAAAGAGUUUGACACUCAUAUCAAUAAUUUUGACAUGCCUGAUGUGGAUAUGCCCUCGAAAAAAUUGCCCGUUAACCAGGUUGCAUUGAAGGCUGCCUGGGAUUCUAGUCAAAGAAGAUCGAAAGAAGAUUGGCAAGAGUGGAUUGGGCGAUUAAGUAAAGAAUUAUUGAAACAGAGUCCUUCGCAUGCAAUUAGAGCUUGUGCUGGUCUUGCUUCUGAUUAUUAUCCUUUGGCCAAAGAUUUAUUUAAUGCAAGUUUUGCAAGUUGUUGGAAUGAGUUGUAUUCGCAACAUCAAGAAGAAUUAGUACAAUCGUUUUGUAUUGCUCUUUCUUCGCCCAAUAAUCCACCAGAAAUCCAUCAAAUUUUGUUAAAUUUGGCCGAAUUUAUGGAGCAUGAUGAUAAAUCAUUACCAAUUAGUAUUUCUACUUUGGGGCAAUAUGCUCAAAGAUGUCAUGCUUACGCAAAAGCCCUUCACUACAAGGAAUUGGAAUUUUAUGAAGAACCCACCACACCUACAAUUGAAUCUCUUAUUAGUAUUAAUAAUCAGCUUCAACAGUCGGACGCUGCGGUUGGUAUAUUGAAACACGCACAACUCCAUCACGACCUUCAAUUGAAGGAAACUUGGUACGAAAAACUUCAAAGAUGGGAUGACGCUCUUCGAGCAUAUAAUGAGCGUGAAAGAACAGAACCAGAUAAUAUGGAAAUUACAAUGGGUAAAAUGAGAUGUCUCCAUGCAUUGGGAGAAUGGGAGCAGCUUUCUGAAUUAGCUCAAAGCAAGUGGAAUAACUCUAGUAGCGACAUUAAGCGUAGUGUUGCCCCAUUGGCCGCCGCGGCGUCUUGGGGUCUUGGGCAAUGGGAUAGAAUGGAUGCCUGUAUUAAGGUGAUGAAAUCUGAAUCUCCCGAUAAAGCAUUCUUUAACGCCAUUUUAUGUUUGCAUCGUAACAAUUUCGAAGAUGCCUCAAAUCAUAUUUUGAAAGCAAGAGAUCUCUUAGUGACAGAAAUUACUGCUCUUGUCAGCGAAAGUUAUAAUAGAGCAUAUGGUGUCGUGGUCAGAGUUCAGAUGUUGGCGGAACUAGAGGAGAUAAUUAAAUAUAAAUGCUUGCCUCAAGGUUCAGAGAAGAGAGUUGUCAUGAGGAAAACGUGGAAUACGAGAUUACUAGGAUGUCAAAGAAAUGUUGAUAUCUGGCAAAGAAUGCUUAAAGUUCGAGCUUUGGUUAUUAAGCCAAAGCAAGAUAUGGAUAUGUGGAUUAAGUUUGCAAACUUAUGUCGGAAAUCGGGUAGACUUAAUCUUGCCGAAAAGUCUUUGAACUUCUUAUUGGAAGAAGGAUCUCCAGAGAACCCUUCACGUGCACCACCGCAAGUUGUUUAUGCUCAAUUGAAAUACAUGUGGGCUAAGGGCCAACAAAAGGAAGCAUUGAGACAUUUAGUUGAUUUCACUACUAGAAUGUCACAAGAUUUAGGAUUAAAUCCAAAUGACCUUAUUACCCAACCAUUACCAUCGGAAGGACCUGGAAUUCCGAAGCAUGUUGAAGACUACACGAAGUUACUUUCAAGGUGUUUCUUAAAACAAGGUGAAUGGCAAAUCGCUUUAAAUAGCAACUGGAGAACUGAAACUUCUGAAAUUAUUCUUGGGGCAUAUCUAUUAGCCACACACUUUGAUGAUAAAUGGUAUAAGGCUUGGCACAAUUGGGCAUUGGCUAAUUUUGAAGUCAUUUCUCUUUACACGUCACUGAAUCCAAUCAAUCAUAAUGGAGAUACUACUGACAUUCUGGAUGAUAUAAUGGAACAAAACGAAUCAGUAAAGGUUGGAAAUCCUGAUGCUCACGAUAAUGUUGAAAAUCAAGAUGGACCACCACAUCAAGCUUCAAAUGUGAUACCACUCGAAGCUGUACAGAGACACGUAGUUCCUUCCAUAAAGGGAUUUUUCCACUCUAUUGCAUUGUCGAAUUCUAGUUCUUUGCAAGAUACAUUACGAUUACUUACUCUUUGGUUCAAAUUUGGAGGUAUUCCAGAAGCAGCACAUUCUAUGACAGAAGGGUUCAAUAUGGUUAAUAUUGACAAUUGGUUAGAAGUUGUUCCUCAAUUAAUUUCUCGUAUUCACCAGCCAAACCAAAUUGUCAGCAGGUCAUUAUUUGGUCUUUUGACUGAUUUGGGUAGGGCCCAUCCACAAGCUUUAGUUUAUCCUUUGGCUGUUGCUGUUACAUCCGAAAGUGUCAAGCGAAAGAAGGCUGCGAUGUCGAUUAUCGAAAAAAUGAGACUUCACUCGGCAGUUUUGGUGGAUCAAGCUGAACUUGUAAGUCAUGAAUUGAUCAGAGUUGCUGUGUUGUGGCAUGAACAAUGGUAUGAAGGACUUGAAGAUGCCUCACGUUUGUUUUUUGGCGAACAUAACACAGAGAAAAUGUUUGAGGUACUCGAGCCAUUGCAUAAGAUGUUACAAAAGGGAUCUGAAACCAUGAGAGAGUCUUCAUUCAAUAGUGCCUUCGGAAGAGAGCUUUCCGAUGCAUAUGAAUGGGUUUUGAAUUAUAGACGUACAAGAGAUAUCACCAAUUUGAAUCAAGCUUGGGAUAUUUAUUACAUUGUUUUCCGCAGAAUCAGUAGACAGUUACCACAACUCCAAAGUUUGGAGUUACAAUAUGUGUCACCUAAAUUGGAAGAGGCACGGAACUUGGACUUGGCUGUUCCUGCGACUUAUCAAGCAGGUAAGCCUAUUAUUAAGAUCACCAAGUUUGAUCCUACAUUCUCUGUUAUUUUGUCUAAACAGCGUCCUAGAAAGCUUUCAUGUCGUGGAAGUGAUGGUAAAGACUAUCAAUAUUUAUUGAAGGGACACGAAGACAUCAGACAAGAUAACUUAGUUAUGCAACUUUUCGGAUUAGUAAACACUUUGUUAGUUAAUGAUCCUGAAUGUUUCAAGAGGCAUUUAGAUAUCCAACAAUACCCUGCAAUCCCACUUUCGCCAAAGGUUGGUUUGUUGGGAUGGGUACCAAAUAGUGAUACUUUCCAUGUUUUGAUUAGAGAAUACAGAGAGUCGCGGAAGAUCUUAUUGAACAUUGAACAUCGUAUUAUGUUACAAAUGGCUCCUGAUUAUGACAGCUUAACAUUAUUACAGAAGGUAGAAGUUUUUACUGGUGCAUUAGACAACACCAGGGGACAAGAUUUGUAUAAAGUGUUGUGGCUUAAAUCUAAGUCAUCUGAAGCAUGGCUUGAUCGUCGUACUACUUAUACAAGAUCUUUGGCUGUUAUGUCCAUGGUUGGUUAUAUUUUAGGUCUUGGGGAUAGACAUCCAUCUAAUUUGAUGCUCGAUAAGAUCACCGGUAAGGUGAUUCAUAUUGAUUUUGGUGAUUGCUUUGAAGCAGCUAUUUUACGUGAAAAGUAUCCCGAAAAGGUUCCAUUCCGAUUGACAAGAAUGCUUAAUUAUGCUAUGGAAGUUAGUGGUAUUGAAGGGUCAUUCCGUAUUACUUGUGAACAUGUCAUGCGUGUCUUGAGAGAUAACAAAGAGUCAUUAAUGGCCAUUUUGGAAGCAUUCGCUUAUGAUCCAUUGAUCAAUUGGGGGUUUGACUUUCCUACCAAGGCAGUGGCGGAAGCCACCGGUAUUCAAGUACCUCAAAUUAACAUUCCCGAGUUAUUGAAGAGUGGACAAAUUGAUGAACAAGAGGCAGUUAGACUUACCAAGCAAAAUGAACUUGAAGUAAGAAAUGCCAGAGCAGCUUUGGUUUUGAAGAGAAUUACUGAUAAAUUAACUGGUAAUGACAUCAAAAGAUUGAAGGGUCUUGAUGUCCCAACACAAGUGGAUAAAUUAAUCCAACAAGCCACCAGUGUUGAGAAUUUGUGUCAACAUUAUAUUGGUUGGUGUUCCUUUUGGUAGAGAAAUAACAACAAAUAAGUUAUCUAUAAAUGUUAAAAAUGUAUUACGUAUAUUUAAUUGUUAAAAGUGUAGGAACAAUGUUUGAUCUAUAAUGUACUUGA